This is a messenger RNA of Nymphaea colorata (pocket water lily), 930 nucleotides long. RefSeq lists its product as uncharacterized. Lineage: Eukaryota; Viridiplantae; Streptophyta; Magnoliopsida; Nymphaeales; Nymphaeaceae. Bases 1 to 930 code for a protein of 309 amino acids. The record is from RefSeq and is a predicted model, not a curated record. The transcript is spliced from 6 exons. Gene Ontology annotation, molecular function: protein dimerization activity.
AUGAUUGAAAAGCAAAGUUCAAAGCUUGUUCACAACAACCGCUUGAGAUUGAAGGCAUCUGUAGACGUAGUUCGUUGGUUAACAUUUCAAGCUUGUACUUUUAGAGGCCAUGAUGAAAGUUCAAGUUCAAUGAAUCAAGGUAACUUUAUUGAGUUCAUUAAACUUAGCAUUCAAGAUCUACGGGGUCAAGGAUAUGAUGGUGCUAGUAAUAUGCGAGCUUCAAAAGAAGUUGGCCAUGUUCAUAAAUUUUUUGAACAAGGACUUAAUCAAAUUAGAUCACUACAACGGCCUGGUGAUACUAGAUGGAGAUCUCAUUUUGUGUCUGCGUAUAUGGAUGUUCAAUAUUUUGUCAGAGGAUCACGUUUUCAUCGUGAAUGUAAUUUCAUUACAGUGAGACAUCAUUAUCAUGUCGAUAUUUUUAUUGCUGCCAUUGAUUCUCAACUGGUAGAGUUGAAUAGUAGAUUUAAUGAAAAUUCUUUGGAAAUACUAUGUUUGAUAUCGACAUUCGACCCUAGAGAUCAAUAUGAGUCAUUUAAUGCACAAGAUGCAUACACUCUUGCAGAGAAGUUUUAUCCUGAAGAUUUUCUAUACUCAGAUCUUAUGAGUUUAAAUUAUCAGUUGAAGAAUUAUAAGAAUAAUAUUUGUCAUCAUCCAAGUUUUCAAAAUUUGGGUACACUAUCAGAUGUAUGUCAAACAAUGGUACAUAGUAGAAAAAGUGAAAGAUAUCCUUAUGUAUACAGGUUGCUUAGUCUCAUUCUAACGCUUCCUGUGUCCACUGCAACCACAGAAAGGGCAUUCUCUGCUAUGAAGCUUAUUAAAACAAGAUUGCGUAACAAAAUAGAGGAUGAAUUCUUUGCUGAUUGUUUAUAUGCAAUUGAAUUGUUUGCAUGUAAAAGUGUUGCUUCUCUAGUUGCUUUAUGGAAAUGUUAA